Molecule: messenger RNA, 1166 nt
Organism: Pieris brassicae (large cabbage white)
Lineage: Eukaryota; Metazoa; Arthropoda; Insecta; Lepidoptera; Pieridae
Product: glutathione S-transferase 1-like
Exons: 9
Coding region: 13-1119 (368 amino acids)
Biological process (GO): glutathione metabolic process; sensory perception of smell
Cellular component (GO): membrane
Molecular function (GO): glutathione transferase activity; odorant binding; olfactory receptor activity
Source: RefSeq, a predicted model, not a curated record
CUAAGGAGCCAGAUGCGACACGCGGAGUACUAUCAACUAGCAAUGACUCACACUGCGACUCAAUGGCUCGAGCGUUCGCAGUCUCUCGAUAACAGGUAUUCAAAAUUAUUGGACUCCCUCCUAUCUCCAGUAAUGUUUCUAUACAUCAUAAUUUGUUCACUAAUGAUUUGUGCGAGUGCAGUUCAAUUAUCAACGGAAGGCACCACAACUGUCCAAGGAAUAUGGAUUGCGGAAUAUUUACUGGCAUUAAUUGCACAGCUGUUUCUGUAUUGCUGGCAUAGCAAUACUGUUUUAUACACGAGUUUGAAAUUAGAUGACGGUGUUUACAAAAGUGCUUGGUGGUCUCAUGGUGUGAAGAUAAGACGCAGUGUGUUAUUGCUUGGAGGGCAAUUGAAUAAAACAAUCGUCUUUACUGCUGGUCCAUUUACAAGACUAACACUUUCAACAUUCGUCACGAUAAAACAACCUAACAUGGUCCUCACACUGUAUAAAAACGACGUAAGCUCUCCUGCCAGGUCUGUCCUAAUGGUAAUCGAACACUUGAAGCUGCCAGUACAAUUGGUUGACGUGAACUUCAUGAAAGGAGAGCAGCUUACAGAGGAGUUUAAAAAAAUCAAUCCACAACACACGCUGCCCACGUUGAUAGAUGACGACUUCGUACUUGGAGACAGUCAUGCUAUUUCGGUGUAUUUAAUAAACAAAUACGCGAAGGAUGACUCUCUCUACCCCAGCGAACCUAAACUAAGAGCCAUUGUUGAUCAACGUCUGCACUUUGACAGCGGUAUCUUGUUCCCUGCAUUGAAAUAUGGUUUUAGUCAAGUUGUCUUGCAAGGAGGUAAAAAACAGACCGAUGAUGCCGUAGAAAAGAUCAUAUCUGCGUACGAGUUCACAGAGCAAUUUGCAACCAAAACCUGGUUGGCAGGAGAACAGUUCACAAUCGCUGAUAUCUCCUGCGUGGCAUGUAUCAGUGGCUUGAACGAAUUAAUUCCUAUUGAUGCACAGAAGUAUCCCCAUUUGUAUGCCUGGUUGAAACGUUGUUCAGAGUUGGAUAUUUACAAGAAAAAGAAUGCUCCCGGAAUCAAAGAAUUGGGAGAAAUAUACCGAAGCAAAUUAGCAUAAGAUAUCUUAUUUAAUUAAUUAUUUUAAAUAAAUUGCAUAAUGUUUUA